AGAAACGAAUGUUGAAGACUUUCCAAGAUAAUCAGAUCAGGUUCUCUCACAGUCUAGACUAUGUACCUAAGAAACCGGCGAAGGGCGAAGAACAAGGUAAGAAAGGCACCUGGGCACACACUAACUAAUGCCGUGGCCAAGCGACAUGUUUUGAUUCGGUGUCACCCUUGGCGAUAGAAGACUUGGACGUUCUCCUUCGGAUACUUUCGAGAUACAUGUAAGCACUUGCGCGUUGCAACCAUAUCUGCCUCUCUCACCGCAUGAUGGGCCGAACACAUGACCAUCGAUGGUCACCUCCCGGUCACCUCCUUUUUUGGCUCACAUCAGCCGCAAGAUACAAUACCACUUACCGUACAUGACCGUACAUAUCUCGUCCAAUUUACCUGGUGUUCCCAACGUUCUAGCCCCAGAUUUGCGUCGUGUACGUCUGUGUACGUUCGUGUACGUCGCCGCGGGUUGUAGCUACUUCCGUAGUACAAACCUGUCAGAAGCCGCACGUUUCUGACCUCUCAUUGCCGAAUGCGGGACUGGCACAUUGGGCGCCAAGGCUGAUUGGCAGCUAUUGAUCUGCUCGGAGUAGGGCGGAGAGUGGAAGGUGGAGAAUGGAGAACGCGGGUAGGGGAGUACAUCUAUUCAAUGUCGGUCUAUUACCCUGCUGCUGUUGCUCUGCUGCUCUGUCACUUCGCACCUCGCACUUCGUAAUGUGCAGCAGCACUAAUCUCGUGCGGCUCCGUUGGGACCAGACACGACAGAACCAUGGACGAGAGAGAAGCGGAGCCGAGCAUACGUGUAACCGCGUACCAUACACUUGUCCGAUAAUUACAAGCCAACGCCCCGGCCGCGACGGUAUGAAAGGUAGGUACACACAUGGGAAACACUAUGCGCCUAAGGAAUAGACGGCCGACGGCCCGGAAAUGCCUUGGUUUGCAAAUCGACCGUUCGUCUGACGAGUAAAUACCCGAGGCCAUCGUUCAAUUUUUUACCUCCUAUCGGAAUUUAAACGCAGCCACGGCUAUUGAACGGGUUUGUCGAUGACCUUCUCGAAGAUCGCAUGUAACAAGCGAGCAUAUCCCACCAAUCACACCUUACGCGGCUAGCUUGUCAUACGCGAUUACGAAUAGAUCGACGUUUCCGGGUCACAAACCUGAUGUUACUCGGAAUAUCGCAUCGAGCUAAGAUCGAAAGGCGGGUCUCUCGUCACACCUAUGUACAGCGUAUCUCUUCUCCAUCGAUCUCCUCGUCCUCAGUUAAACUACCGAUAUUGCUAGGCUAGCUUAUUCCCCAAGAGGUGCAUAUUCUACGGCAACGGCACGCCCGCAUUUCUUCAUCGUACUCAUUAGCUCUCACAUAAAUGGGGCCUCCGUUCGUCAGCGAGAUUCACCCGCUAUUCCCGUGCGCUUCCAAGGAACACGUUAGAGGGACUCCGGCCGUGGUAGGUAGGUAAGUGGAAAAGCUUGCGCCUCAUGUGAUCCCUUUCUUCUCGAUCGAGGCCAAAUAAGAGUUAUAUGUCCGAGAUGAAUCCACUAUACUUCCGUGAGGCCGCUCGGGGUCCCUAAAAGCGACGUUGGACCACGUUGAUUAGACCAGCUUUGGGAAUCCGGCAAUAUAAGAUAAUUCGGCCACCACUUAUACCC
Messenger RNA from Annulohypoxylon maeteangense, 1634 nucleotides. RefSeq lists its product as uncharacterized. The transcript has a single exon. Lineage: Eukaryota; Fungi; Ascomycota; Sordariomycetes; Xylariales; Hypoxylaceae. The record is from RefSeq and is a predicted model, not a curated record. Bases 603 to 896 code for a protein of 97 amino acids.